AUGUCAGAAUAUCAAUUACAAAAUCCACCAACUGAUGGUAUAACGACCGUGCACUUUUCGCCAAAUAAUCAAAGUCAAUUUCUACUUGCUUCAUCAUGGGAUGCUUCGGUUCGUUUGUACGAUGUUAAUCAGCAUACAUUCCGUCAAAUGUAUAAGCACGCAGGUCCUGUAUUAGAUUGUUGUUUCAUAGAUUCUUCGCGCACAGCUAGUGGUGGUCUAGAUCGUCUUUUAAAAGUAUUCGACUUCAAUACACAACAAGAAAUUGUAAUGGGCUAUCAUGAUAAUGCAAUACGAUGUGUACACUAUUCGCCUGAAAUGAAUAUUCUUAUCACCGGUUCUUGGGACUCAUCCAUUAAGUUUUGGGAUUCACGUGUACCGAAUUGCCUUGGUACUUGUUCAUUACCUGAUAAAGUUUAUACCUUGGAUAGCGCUGGUGAAUUACUUGUUGUUGGAACUGCACAACGUAAGGUAUCGAUUUGGGAUCUACGUAAGAUUAGCACAAAUACACCGAUUGAAAAUCGUGAAUCAAAUUUGAAAUAUCAAACACGUUGCAUUCGCUGUUUUCCAAACAAACAGGGUUAUGUUCUUAGUUCAAUUGAAGGCCGUGUUGCUGUUGAAUUUUUCGAUGCAAAUCCUGAAAUUCAAAAGAAAAAGUAUGCAUUUAAAUGUCAUCGCGCCAAAGAAGGUGCGAUCGAAAAUAUCUAUCCUGUCAAUGCAAUUGCUUUUCACAAACAAUACGGAACAUUUGCUACUGGUGGAUCCGAUGCAUUUGUUAACAUGUGGGAUGGCGCGAAUAAGAAGCGUCUAUGUCAAUUUCAUCAAUAUCCAGCUGGAAUUACAAGUUUAGCCUUUUCACCUGAAGGAAACAUGCUAGCUAUCGCUUCGUCUUACAAUUAUGAAUACGGCAGUGAUCCUCAACUAGCACCGAAUGAUAUAACAAAGAAUAAUAUCUUUAUGGUUGACGAAACACUUUUCGACUAUCUGCAUAUGUCUGUUGUGGAAUAUUAUGUUCAAGAAAAUGAAAAUGACGUCGAUUCAGCUGCGUUGUGCUUAUCACAAAUAGGCUAUCGAGUGGGCUAUUCACUAAGCGAACGACUGUCGAAAGAAAAUCCUCGAUAUCGUGAUGAACUAGAUACGGUGAAAUACUUGUGUAAAGAACUUUGGAUUUGUUUGUUCAAGAAACAAGUGGAUAACUUGCGUACAAAUCAUCAAGGUGUAUACGUGAUUCAUGAUGGACGUUUUCGUUUAUUACAACAAACACUUGUGACAAUGAACAAACCGAUCGACGCGACGAAUCGAUUGCAUACAUUGUAUAUAGCAUACUCGACAGGUUUAUUACGUGGUAUUCUCACGAAUAUGGGUUAUCCAUGCCGAGUGACAGCAGAAAUAGCAGAUUUUGGUGUGAAGUUUCAAAUCGACAUGACUCUAACGACUGGAUAA
Adineta ricciae is the source of this 1440-nucleotide messenger RNA. NCBI's taxonomy places the organism in Eukaryota, Metazoa, Rotifera, Eurotatoria, Adinetida, Adinetidae. The record is from the annotation of a GenBank genome assembly.